UCCACCAUCCAUCCGCUGGCUUCAUUAGCUCUCGAUCGUUUGCCACGGUCUCACCACUCGCUGUGGUCGUCAUCGUCGACAUUCGGAUCGAGAAGUCAGAUACAAAGUGAAAGUGAUUGAAGAUAGCGGAUUCACUUCCACAUAAAUUACCUUUGGAAAGAAUGUGGAAUAAGAUCGCCUGCUUAUUGGUGCUUUUUUCUCAGAUUGAGGUGAAUUUCUCCAGAUCGGCGAUAGAGACGCCAGUGGACAUCGAUUACGCUUCAGAGGAAAAAUUUAUUCAAGGAGAUGGCUGUAAGAUUUCUUUGGGCAAAGAACUCAAUCUCCAGCAACCAUUUUUUCUUAUCCCGGGAACGGAAACAUUCUACACUCCAUUGCCCAACACCACAGACCUACUGUUCCACAUGGGAGAACAGCUAGAACUAUUCUGUACACGUGGGUUUGCGAAUCCGAGUGUCGAACCGGGCAAGAAGACCUCCAUCAUUACAUCAUGUGACGGAGAUGACGGGUUCAUUCACAAUGGAGAAACUUAUAACAUAACACAACUCACUUGCAAGGGACCGGUAUUCCAUGAGGCUCACCGUACAGGCAACCGUUGUUUCAACGAUGCAAGUUUGGUGAAAAUCGGGUUUGAUAUGGGUUCCCGUUUUGCCAAAAUAUACGAAGCUUGUUUUGACGAAAACACUUUGCAAACAUAUUACGUCAAGCACAGCUUGUACCCCUGGAAUGUGAAACACCAAUCAACGAAGCGGCCGCCUUCAUUCAUUCAAGGUGAUUUUUACCCAUCGCUAAGAGUGACAAAACUUUACAACAUUGAAUCUCAACGGAAAACGUUUGAAAAGAUUCUCGGAUCGCCGGCACGAGCUGAUGCUUUGUUGAACAAUAAGAAAGAUCUAUUCCUAGCACGUGGUCACCUUGCUGCUAAAGCUGACUUUGUGUUCGGCGCUCAUCAGCGUGCAACGUUCUGGUUCAUUAACGUUGCACCACAGUGGCAGAAGUUCAACGCUUUCAACUGGCAGCGUAUAGAGACAGGCGUAAAAGACUUUGUUGCUCGGAACGAUUUGAAUGUAACCGUGUACACGGGAACAUACGGAGUACUGGAACUUCCGGACGCUAAUGGUGAUAUGCAACAGAUCUUCCUGGAUGUAGAUCCGAACAAUGGCGGAAGAAUACCGGUUCCCAAGGUGUAUUAUAAGAUACUACAUGACGAGCAAAACGAUGCUGGUAUCGUGCUUAUCGGUGUGAACAAUCCGCAUGCAACGAUGGAAGAGAUUAAUGAUAACUAUGUGUUCUGUAAGGAUGUUUCCGACAAAAUCAGCUGGCUGAAGUGGAAACGUGAGUUCAUCCCGGGUGGAUACUCUUAUGCAUGUGAUGUAAACGAAUUCAACGCUGUUACCAAUCAUUUACCAUUGAAAACAAUUACCAAUCUUUUGAUAUAGCACAGGUACAGCCAAAUGUUUAUUGUAUAUUGUAUAUAAAUAAAAUGUAGUGCGUCCAUUAAAUGUCUGAAGGCGAUUCAGGAUUAAAAGUAACAAUUUGGAAUGGAAAGUAACGAUCUUUGUUUGU
Molecule: messenger RNA, 1563 nt
Organism: Armigeres subalbatus
Lineage: Eukaryota; Metazoa; Arthropoda; Insecta; Diptera; Culicidae
Exons: 2
Coding region: 162-1436 (424 amino acids)
Biological process (GO): apoptotic DNA fragmentation
Cellular component (GO): mitochondrial inner membrane; nucleus
Molecular function (GO): single-stranded DNA endonuclease activity; metal ion binding; nucleic acid binding
Source: RefSeq, a predicted model, not a curated record